GAUAAAGAAAGAUUGCUAAGUACUAGCACCACUGAUCCAGAUAAAACUACACAAAAAGAUGUCUAUGUUGGUUCAGGCACAUCCCAGAUGUAUAAGCACAGCGAGAUUCAAAUGAACGCACAAUCUUCGAACCAAACACCUUUUUCUGUUAUUGAGAGAAGAGGUGCACAAGACAUACGAACAGAGAAUUACACGUAUAAACCCUCAAAAAGAAAUUCUCAGUUUAGUUUUCCUGAAUAUAGGAUGGACAGAAUACCAAGAGGAUAUUGUGUUAUCAUAAACAAUAGACAUUUUUAUAAAGAAAAUGGGGACCAUUCAUGGCCAAUGCCGGAUCGGAAUGGAACAGAAAAGGAUGCAGAAUAUUUGAGAUACACAUUCAGCAGACUUCAUUUUAUUGUUCGUCAACAAGACAACCUGAGUGACACUGAAAUGAUGAAGUUUCUUUGCAACAUUGGUCAAGAUGAUGAUAAUGAACGAUAUGAUUGUUUCGUUUGUGUAAUUUUGACGCAUGGCGUUUUGAAUCAUAUAUAUGGUUCAAAUGGGAAAUUAGUGGCAAUAAAAGAUGUAACUGCUAUUUUCCAACCUAGUCGAUGUAAGGGAUUACUUGGAAAACCGAAAAUAUUUUUCAUACAAGCAUGCCAAGGCAGAGAGAAAAUGACAGGGGCUGUAGAGUGUAGAGAUGAUGAAGCAGAGCUAGAGACUGACACUGUUGUCUCCAAUAGAACUGAUGCUACAAGAUGUGUACAGUCCUUAUUCGCCGAUGAAUUUGUUAAAUCUGAUUAUGCAGAGAGCUCACUUACAAGAACAAGUAUCACAUCUGAUAUUACAAAGAACCACAUUACAAGCACAGAUAUCCAAUGUGAUGGAGACAGGAACUCUGAUAUCAGCAUAGAUUCAGGGCAUAGAGAAAAUAUACCAGAUGAAGCUGAUUUUCUGAUAGGAUAUGCAACUGUAUCUGGAUAUGUUUCGUUUAGAUCAAGAAAUCACGGAUCUUGGUAUAUCAGGAAAUUGUGUGAAAUUUUGGAUAGUCAUGCAGACAGAUGUGACCUGUUGUCCAUUUUGACAGAAGUGAAUCGCCAAGUUGCUACAGCAAAUGCACCUAUGGAUGGGAGUUUGUAUAAACAGGUCCCUGCUCCAUAUUCGACUCUCCGAAAACUUGUUUUCUUUCGGUUUCAAGAAUGCUGAACGUGCACCGCACCUCAGUAAUACGUCUGCUAUGUAAAUACAGAACGACCGGCUCUAUCACUCUGGCCUGCCGCGCCAACCCAGAGGACACAUUCUGAAUAUACAACUUCAAGGCAGACGAGCUACCGAUACAUCAAGGAUAACUGUUGGAACGCAUGAUCGCCCUAUCAUACGGUGUUCCGUUUGGACAAUCGUGACAUUUUAUUUAAUACUUAACCGCGAU
This is a messenger RNA of Mercenaria mercenaria, 1408 nucleotides long. Its product is annotated as caspase-3-like. Gene Ontology annotation, molecular function: cysteine-type endopeptidase activity. The record is from RefSeq and is a predicted model, not a curated record. NCBI's taxonomy places the organism in Eukaryota, Metazoa, Mollusca, Bivalvia, Venerida, Veneridae. Gene Ontology annotation, biological process: proteolysis. The coding region runs from base 88 to 1185 and encodes 365 amino acids. The transcript has 7 exons.